UUGUCAACACAACAUGGCUGUAGUACUGAGGUGACUCGGCUGCUCUUUAUCGGACGCGCUCAAGGAGAAAUCACUAUUUGCAUAGUAUAUUUAAGCGGCGAGGCUUCGACUGGGGAAUGUUUAUCCUAGUUUAAUGCCAGGCUUGUUUAGUUUGAAUUCCGAAUAAUGCUAAACCUUACAAGGGCUAGCAUAGCCCGGAAUGGGUUCGGGCGCUGUUUAAUGGCAGAAAAACGCUCAUCCGCAGUAAAAAGUGUUCGUCGAGGACUAGUGUGCGCAGACCAUAGUGACGGUAGUGGCAACAAUGAGGUUUAUGAUGUUAUUAUACCCGGGGGAGGAAUGGUUGGAACUGCAAUGGCAUGCUCCCUCGGCAUGCAUCCCAACUUGUCAGAGAAGAAGAUCCUUCUCCUUGAAGCAGGAAACAAGAAAGUGAUGGAUAAGGUCCCUGACAGCUACAGCACCAGAGUCAGCUCUAUCAGUCCAGGAUCUGCUACACUCCUCACUGGUAUUGGUGCAUGGGAGCAUAUCACAAAAUGGAGGUGCAAGCCUUAUAAGAAGAUGCAGGUUUGGGAUGCCUGCUCCGAUGCCCUGAUCACAUUUGAUAAGGACAAUCUGGAGGAGGUGAUGGCUUACAUCGUGGAGAACGACGUGGUCGUGGCUGCGCUCACGAAACAGCUGGACAGUCUGUCGGAUCAUGUGCAAGUCAAGUACAGGUCCAAAGUGGUGAAGUACAUUUGGCCGACGGCACACCAGGCGGUGCGCUCCGUCCCCUGGGUGCAGGUCGUGUUGGCCUGCGGGGAAACUCUCCAGACCAAGCUGCUUAUCGGCGCAGAUGGACCCAACUCCAUGGUGAGGCGGCAAUUAGGUAUUCCCACAGUCAAGUGGGAUUACGAUCAAUCAGCUGUGGUUGCUGUGCUGCGUCUAUCAGAGCCUACAGAGAACAAUGUGGCAUGGCAGAGGUUCCUCCCAACAGGACCCAUUGCAAUGUUACCGCUGUCGGACACAGAGAGCUCUCUCGUGUGGUCGACCAGUCAUCACUUGGCCGAGGAGCUCAUGGCGUUGGACGACGAGUGCUUUGUUGACGCUAUCAACUCCGCCUUUUGGAGUAACGUGAACCAGUCGGAGCUGGUUGAGACAGCCGGGUCCCUCUUCAGGAGUGCACUCGCCACCAUCAUGCCCUCUGCGGGUUCGCCUCGCCAGCUGCCCCCGAGUGUGGCGGCCAUCGGCCCGAAAUCCCGCGUCAUGUUCCCUCUCGGCAUGGGCCACGCAUCUGAGUACAUUAGGCACAGAGUAGCACUCGUUGGGGACGCAGCCCAUCGUGUCCAUCCUCUGGCCGGUCAGGGAGCCAACCUGGGCUUUGGGGAUGUGGCUUGCCUCACACAGCUACUCAGCCAGGCCGCCUUUAACGGGAAGGACCUGGGAGCAAUGCAGCACCUGUUAGAAUAUGAAAGCGAGCGCCAGCGGCACAACCUGCCCAUGAUGGCCGCCAUCGACCUCAUGAAGCGCCUCUAUUCCACCAAUACCGCCCCUGUGGUUCUCCUCCGGACCUUCGGCCUGCAGGCCACCAACAUGCUCCCGACACUAAAAGAGCAGAUCAUGGCGUUUGCAAGCAAGUGAGCCAGCUGACCAUUAAGUUCCCGCACAUAUCAAGGGGUCUGUUCCAUCUUUGUAUUCAGUUGGGUUUCCUCCAGUUGUAAAUUGUUUGAUUCAAUUUGUGCAUUUGUAAAAAUGUUGCACAGCAACUAAGUUGAAUAAAGAUUUAUUUUUCAUCCUC
Hippocampus comes (tiger tail seahorse) is the source of this 1771-nucleotide messenger RNA. RefSeq names its product coenzyme Q6 monooxygenase (gene coq6). NCBI's taxonomy places the organism in Eukaryota, Metazoa, Chordata, Actinopteri, Syngnathiformes, Syngnathidae. Bases 166 to 1614 code for a protein of 482 amino acids. Gene Ontology annotation, cellular component: mitochondrion. The transcript is spliced from 12 exons. Gene Ontology annotation, biological process: ubiquinone biosynthetic process. Gene Ontology annotation, molecular function: 4-hydroxy-3-all-trans-polyprenylbenzoate oxygenase activity; FAD binding. The record is from RefSeq and is a predicted model, not a curated record.